AGAAUAAAUAAAUAAAUACAUAAGUCAAUAAAAAAGAGCUAAUCCCCAAACCAACCCAAACAGCCAAGAAAACCAAGCAGAAGUCAUGAAAAGGAGCACAUUUCAAAAAACAAAGAGAGAAGUCGAGGAGAGCAACAGCUACACCCUGGUCUGCUCUGUCCCUUCCUAAGAAGAGGUUCCUGUGUUUAUCGUGAGUCAUACGCGUACAUAAGAAUGUGACGUUUGACCCUGAAGACAUCCUCUUCUAUGCAGCCAAACACACACAUUUUCUCUCGCUCUCUCUCUCUCCUAAACGCUCGCCUCUAAGUGCUCCUCGGUUCUCCACUCUGCAGGUCCUCAACACAGUCCCUUUGCCUCCAUCCAUCCAUCAACCCUUAAACUCUAAACCUUAAAACAAUCACCCACUCCCACAUGCCACUUAGAGCCCCAGGGGUGAGACGCCAGCCUCUCCGUGAUGCCGGCCCAUGCCAUCCUCAUCUACCUCCACCUCCUCCUCGUCCUCCUAUUCUGCGUGGAACCUGGGCUGGCAUCCUUCUUCUUGGAAUGCCCCCAGGAGUGCGAAUGCCGGGGUCCAGCAGCUUCCUGCAAAGGAGGUGUGAUUCCCCCCCUAGACCCACGGUCCACGCAACUCAGCUUCGACUCGGCCGACCCUCCCAUCACUGUGUUUAGCGCCAGCUUUGCCCAACAUAUGGACCAUCUGGUGACUCUAGAGCUGUCUUCUGUGGGGAUGACAGAGCUUGAAUCAGGUGCCCUGGGACAGAUCCCUCGACUCGCCGCGCUCAACAUCACCCGCAACAACAUAACGUCCCUAAACCUGGGGACCUUUGAGAACUGCAGUCACCUGUCUUCCUUGAGCUUGGAAAAUAACAAUAUACGGGUGAUUGAGAACGGGACUUUUGCACCCCUGACUUCCCUGGUGAACCUCAGCCUGGCCCAGAAUGCCCUCACCUUCCUCCCAGGUCAGCUGCCAGGUCAACUGAGCUUGCUUGACCUUGAUUUCAACAAGAUAGCAGCCGUCCCAAGCCUAGCAUUGGACAGGCUGACCACGCUCAACCUCUGUCACAAUGUUAUUUCAAAAGUCACUCAAAACCAGGCAGGAAUGCAAAGGUUGCGGAACCUUUGCCUUGGUGGAUCGAACUUCACGGUGAGCGAACGCCUGAUCAACACCAAGAACUUCCCUGAGCUUGAGAGCCUAAAGCUUCAGGGAGGGGAAUUUGGGGUGAAGAUCACACCCCAAGCAGGAGACAAUAUCAAGGGGAUGGCAAACUUACGUACUUUGGAGCUCGACUCUUGCAUUCUCAGCGACCUCCAGCUCUUCAACCAACCGAAUAGCAGCUUAGAAAACCUCCGUGUCUCCAACCUGAAGGUUAAAAGCAAGACCAGUGUCAGUGUGCGGUCCCGACUUGCACUCCCAUCUGUGCAUGUUUUUGACGUGUCCGGUUCUCCCAUCCUUGCCCACUUUUUCCUGACUUCUCCUGCACGAGAGGGCUUUGUCCUCACUGAACUCACCACUCUCAAAAUGUCCCGCUGCAACAUCAUGACCUUCGACAAGUCUGUGCUCCUUGCCAAGGCCCCCAAUAUCAAGAGACUUGACCUAAGCUACAACCCUCUUGAGUGCACCUGCUACGGACUCUCCUGGAUCCCCAAAUACGUGAGGGAGGACAAGCUCAGCCUGGUCGGGGAGGAGAAUACAACUUGUGCCUCCCCUGACCACCUUGCUGGUCUCCCCUUGCUAACGGCUACACUGUGCCCCAUCACUACCACCAAUACCAGUGAGGUAACAACAGCACCCUCCACCAUACCCGCCAAACAAACGACAACUGCCAUUCCAACAACUCUAUCGCCGAACACCACAGAGCCAAGAAAAACGACUUUAACGAGCAAACAAUCUCCAACCACCACCACUGCUUUGCCACUAACAACUAAGGCUGAACCAACCACCAUGCAACCUACAACUGAGGCAUCAGAAGCAUCAACUCUGCUGGGUGAAAUAGCAGUCAAUAACUCUGGGAUUGGGCGCUCCGGAACUCUUCCAGGCUCAGCAGCCGUUGACGCAGGCACCCUAGAGAGCCCGGCUGCCCCCAAGAAUCGACUCUCUUUGACCUGGCUCGGGAUAGCGGCUGGGACCCUACUGUUAGUCAUGUUCGUCGUGGUGGCCGUGGGCGCAGUGGUAAGGAACUCUCGCAACCGCCGAAUGAUCAUUAGCCACAGGAGGAUCGACAGUCGGGAGAACAUGGUUGCGAUGGCGCAGAUCUGCAGGUCGCAAGACCAGCUCCUCUGAGGCAGGCGGCAUGACAUCAAGGAGAUGGGAUGCACUUGACCCUAGCAAUAUCUCUAGGGCUGUACUCUUGGCGUACUUCUGGACCUUGCGUGCAUGGCUUUUGUGUGUGUGCAGUUAAUCAGUAUAGUACUUUUUAUAUAUAAAAAAAUAUAUAUAAAUGUAUAGAAAA
This is a messenger RNA of Penaeus vannamei (Pacific white shrimp), 2450 nucleotides long. Lineage: Eukaryota; Metazoa; Arthropoda; Malacostraca; Decapoda; Penaeidae. The record is from RefSeq and is a predicted model, not a curated record.